GCAAGUACUUCCGCCUUUAGUAGAGCGCAGGCGCGAAGUGGGCGCUGUGCUUCCGGGCCGGCGCGAUCGUUGUUGCUGCCGUCGCCGAGCCGCAGGCCGACCGCCGCCAUGAACCGCUUCUUCGGCAAGGCGAAGCCCAAGGCGCCCCCGCCCAGCCUCACCGACUGCAUCGGGACGGUGGAUAGCAGAGCUGAGUCGAUUGACAAGAAAAUUGCCAGACUUGAUGCUGAACUAGUGAAAUAUAAGGAUCAAAUGAAGAAGAUGAGAGAGGGGCCUGCAAAGAAUGCAGUGAAACAGAAAGCGUUGAGAGUGUUAAAGCAGAAGCGAAUGUAUGAACAACAGCGGGAUAAUCUAGCACAGCAGUCUUUUAAUAUGGAGCAAGCUAAUUACACCAUCCAGGCACUGAAGGAUACAAAAACAACGGUUGAUGCAAUGAAACUGGGAGUGAAAGAAAUGAAGAAAGCUUACAAGCAAGUGAAAAUUGAUCAAAUUGAGGACAUACAAGAUCAGUUGGAGGAUAUGAUGGAAGAAGCCAAUGAAGUCCAGGAAGCACUGAGUCGUAGCUAUGGAACACCAGAGAUUGAUGAAGAUGAUUUGGAAGCAGAACUGGAUGCUUUAGGUGAUGAGCUUUUAGCUGAUGAAGACAAUUCCUACUUAGAUGAAGCUGCUUCUGCCCCAGCAAUUCCAGAGGGCACACCUGUUGAUACAAAAAACAAAGAUGGUGUAUUGGUGGAUGAAUUUGGAUUGCCAAAGAUUCCUGCAACAUAAAUGUUUCAAAAGCACAAUGUAUAUAAUGAACUCCACUUUAGAAAUCAAGACUUUUUUUUUUUUUGGUAAAUCCUGGAGAACUUGUCCUUCCAGUGCAACCUUAAUAUCACUACAUCCUAGAAUGCAAUAUGGCUGGUGAUGGUCUUUCUUUGAAGAAAGUUGUUCUACUACUGACUUUUCUAUUAAUGGAAAAAUGUGGCACAGUUUCCUUCAGUGGAAGCAAACAGUCUAAAAGUUUUUGAUUUCUUGUGUCUUAUGGACAAAAUAAUAUGUAAAGAAUAGUGGUGGCUGUUUAUAGUGGAGGUUUGCUUUGAUUUUUGUAUUGUUUCUCUUUCUUGAAACUAAGAUUGUACGUCGCUGCUUUUUCUCUGUAAAAUAUCUUCCUUAUUACUAUACUUAUUUGAUAAAAAGAGUCAAAAACAUUUUUAAACUACUUCAGUUUGGAGACUUUUAUGCUAUUGUACUCGUAACCUUGAAAGCUGUGUCAAAUAGGGUUGUCAUAAUGUAUUGAACUUAGACAUAAAAUCACUUAGAUUA
Lagopus muta (rock ptarmigan) is the source of this 1305-nucleotide messenger RNA. RefSeq names its product charged multivesicular body protein 5 (gene CHMP5). The record is from RefSeq and is a predicted model, not a curated record. The transcript is spliced from 8 exons. The coding region runs from base 109 to 768 and encodes 219 amino acids. Gene Ontology annotation, cellular component: multivesicular body. Lineage: Eukaryota; Metazoa; Chordata; Aves; Galliformes; Phasianidae. Gene Ontology annotation, biological process: late endosome to vacuole transport via multivesicular body sorting pathway; vesicle budding from membrane.